This is a messenger RNA of Ictidomys tridecemlineatus (thirteen-lined ground squirrel), 4606 nucleotides long. Lineage: Eukaryota; Metazoa; Chordata; Mammalia; Rodentia; Sciuridae. The record is from RefSeq and is a predicted model, not a curated record.
CCUCUGAAAUAUGGAAGCUAAUCCACAAUAAGGGUGUGGGGUGCAAAUAGAAGUUCAGUGGAAUAGACAAAGGGAAAUGAAGGGUGAAGUAAAGGGGGAUGGGAGAAGGAAAGGCAGUGGAAUGAAGACAUAACUUUUAUGCAAAUAUAAAUAUACCACAGAAAACCUCACCAUUGUGGCUAUCCAUAAAAAAUUAAUAAAAAAAAUAACUAGGUAAAUGACAAGAAUCAAUAGAGAAAAGGAAGCAGGGGGUAGGGGAAGGGAAGCGAAAGGAGAGGUACUGGGGACUAAAUUUGAACAAGAUACAGUCCAUGUUUUUUUUAUUAUGUCAAAAUGAAGUCUAUGUCAUGUAUAUCUAAAAAGAAAACAACAACGAGAAUACAGGUCAAAAGACCUAGGUUAGAAUCAGUACUCAUCUCACUGUUGGGUAGGAGAUCUGUUUAUCUCCAUUUUUCUUCUACUUUUUCUUCUGUAACAGAAAAAUGGUAAGUGACAUUUACUAUAAGAAUACUUUCAGGAUAAAUAUCGAUAUAUAUGUGAAAUUCCUGAGAUCUUAGGACUAAAUGAGGUAACUUUUAUUAAUUAUUCUAUUAUUGCUAUAGAGCAGCUAAGGAGUAAACUGAAACCAGUUCCAUGAUGUUUAUAGUGUAGACAUUUUGAUUAUAUAGAGUGAUUAAUUAUGGUGCAUUUAUCCUAAUUUGACUAUAUCUACAUGUACAUUUAAGUUAUUUGCUGAGUUAGUUUUUGCAACGUUUUAGAAUUGAUAAUACCCUUUUGCUUACAAAAAAGUUAGUGCCCUGGUUUUGCUUGCAGCCUACAUCCUAACAGGGAACCCUUAGGAAACCAAAUCUCCAGAGGUAGUUUGAAAAUGGGCAUCUCAGCAUAGGCUAGUGCUUGGUAUUCCAUGUCUAAGAACUGGGUAGAGCCCACAGCAUGAAAAUGUGACCCUGAUAGAAUUAUAUUUUUUGAUUCUUUGAAAUUAUUGUAUUUGGUAGCUCUGUCCCUCUCACCCCUACCCCUGUAUUAGAGAUGUACACGCUGACAUGCUAAGCAAGCCCUCUACUACUGAGCUACAUCCAAACCUUUUUUUUUUUUUUUAAUUUUGACAGAGUCUUACUAAAUUGCCUAGGAUGACCUCAAACUUGUGAUCCUCAUGCUUCAGCCUCCCAAGUAGCAUGCGUAGAUCACCAUGCCCGGCUGGUAUUUCUGCUUUGAUAAAACAUGAAACAGACUGCAAAGCCAAAUUGAAAAGCUUUUUGUAUUACCUUUGCCUAAUUUCUUCUGCCCCUUGGUUGAUUUUUCUCUUACCUUAAUCACAUUAGUAUGAGUAAUUGAAGAGUUGACGACACCACAUUUUUCAGCCUAAAGUUUAGGACCAAGCAUCUGAUCAAAUUUGAGUUCAUGAUUUCCAUUUCUCAGUGUUUAUUCACUCAAAAGCUUUAUUAAAUUUCUUUCUUCCCUUUGAGCCCCUGUUUUCUUCCAAACAUGAAGCCCACCUCUUCACCUUAUUUCUACAUUUUAUUUAGUCAGAGUGGACUUCUACAUUAGGAAACACUAAUUGUAAAGAUGAAGAAGGUAGAUAAUGACUAUAAUGCCCUUCAAGAAAGACUCAGUACUUUACCUGAUAAGUUGUCUUAUAAUAUCAUGGUACCAUUUGGCCCCUUUGCCUUCAUGCCAGGAAAACUUGUUCAUACUAAUGAAGUCACUGUUUUACUUGGGGACAACUGGUUUGCAAAAUGCUCAGCAAAGCAGGCUGUAGGUUUAGUUGAACACCGGAAAGAACAUGUAAGAAAAACAAUAGAUGAUUUAAAAAAAGUGAUGAAAAAUUUUGAAUCCAGAGUUGAAUUCACAGAAGAUUUGCAGAAAAUGAGUGAUGCUGCAGGUGAUAUUGUUGAUAUAAGAGAAGAAAUUAAAAGUGACUUUGAGUUUAAAGCCAAACAACGAAUUGCUCAUAAACCUCAUUCCAAACCAAAAACUUCAAAUAUUUUUGAAGCAAAUUUUGCAAAUGAAGUAAAAUCUGAGGAUUUGCUUGCUGAUAAGGAACUGUGGGCUCGACUGGAAGAACUAGAGAGACAAGAAGAAUUGCUGGGUGAACUUGAUAGUAAGCCUGAUGCUGUGAUUGCAAAUGGAGAAGACACAACCUCUUCUGAAGAGGAGAAGGAAGAUCAAAACACAAAUGUGAAUGUGAUACAUCAAGAAACAAACUCCCUUACUCCCAGCAGUUAUCAUAAGGAUGUUACACAUUCAGAACAAUUCAAUGGACAAGUGAAUAGUCAGUUGAACUGUUCAGUAAAUGGUUCAAGUUCUUGUCACAGUAAUGAAGAAGAUGAUGAAGACAACAGUGAUGAUGGUUAUAAUGAAAAUGACCAUAAUGCUUUAGGGAUUGGAGAUAAUUCUGUACCAACAAUAUAUUUUUCUCAUACUGUUGAACCUAAGAGGGUUCGAAUAAAUACUGGAAAAAAUACCACUUUAAAAUUCAGUGAAAAGAAAGAAGAAGCCAAACGUAAACGAAAGAACAACGCUGGAAGUGGUCAUUCUGCUCAAGAGCUGCCUACAAUCAGGACUCCUGCUGACAUUUACAGAGUCUUUGUUGAUGUUGUGAACGGAGAAUAUGUUCCUCGUAAAUCUAUCCUGAAAUCUCGAAGCAGAGAAAACAGUGUUUGUAGUGAUACCAGUGAAAGCAGUGCUGCUGAAUUUGAUGAUAGGCGGGGAGUUUUGAGGAGUAUUAGCUGUGAAGAAGCUACUUGUAGUGACACCAGUGAAAGCAUUUUAGAAGAAGACCCACAACAAGAAAAUCAUCAAAAGAAACUUUUGCCAUUAUCAGGAACAUCUGAGGCUUUUUCUGGAACUGUAAUAGAAAAAGAAUUUUUAUGCUCUUUAACACCACACCCAGCCAUUGCUCAUCCUGUACUACCUACCAUUCCGGAACGAAAAGAAAUUCUGUCAGAAGUAUCAGAAGAACCUGCAAAAAGGGUUUCAAAGUUCAAAGCUGCCAGAUUGCAACAAAAAAACUAGGAAAUGGGAGUUUAUAUCCUAAAAUCUAGUUGUGCAUUUUUAGAAUGUAUAAGCAAAAUAUGUUACAUGUAGUUUGAAAUAAGGUGUUUUGAGUUAGUUUGGUAGCAAGUUCUCUUAUCAGUGAUAUUACAAAAAUCAUAGUAAAUGUUUGAAUACAUUAAUAUUCAGCUUGUUUUGUUAGUUCUCUGACUACUAAGUUGGCCUUACAAUUUUGAAUUAUUUUUCAAAGAACACAGUUCAUAUGCAUUGCUUUUGUGUUUUAAACUAAAUACAAGCAGUUUUGUACCAGCUGUGAUGUUGUGUGUACCAUAUGGACCAUUUAAAAGAAUCUUUUAAGAUAUCAAAUAGAUUCAACAAUUAUAUUACUUGCUUUUGCAUUUUAAAGGCACUUUAAAAAAAAUCUACUUCCCUCAUAGGUUUUGUAAGCUAGGUGGCUAUUUAAAAGAAAGAAAGAAAGAAAAACAAACAAACAAAAACCUCUUCCCUUUUAAUGUCAUACUGUAAUCUUUAAGACAGAAAGCUACAUGUAUCCCAUGGAAAAGUUUCUUUGACUGGAAGAAUGAUAUUUUGUAAAGUAUUUCUUUUCAAGUAAAAAUUUUAUGAAACUUGGUUUCUAAAAUAUUGCGAACUUUAUGAUUUAGCACUGAAUAUGGAAAUAUGUCUUUGAUUCUUAUGUGUAUAUACCACACAACAGAUUCUUGAAUUCUUACAAUUCCAUAGGAACUACUUCUCCCCUUUCUGUAUAGUUUUCACUGGGAUUUACCUUUGGGAGAGAAGGAAAGUUUGUCUAGAUGCUUUAAAAAAAAAAAUGAAUGAAUGAAUGAAUUUUUCAAAUAAAAUUUUCUUAUGUUUUAAUCUUUCCAACAUUUUCAUUCUUUAAGCCUACUUUACUACUAGUAAAUAACUAGAUAACAUUUUUACUUUGUUACUUUUGUAGUAAAAUUCCUUAAAGAUAAAUUUAGUCUAACAUUGAAAAUUAUACUGCAAGUGUUAAUAAUUAGCUUGAUGCAUGCUAAAAUGUAGCUUUUAAAAAGCAUUCUGCAUUAGAACUAAAAUAAGCCAUCAAUGCCAGUCCACCCUCUAUUCAUGGCUAAAUAUUUAAGGGUUAUUUAUAGCUUCUUUAAUGAAUUCUUGCUUAAACAAAGUGAAAUUAUGUCCUAGAAAAGUAGAAGCUAUUUGUAACUAGAACAGCACAACUGUAAAAAGUUUUAUGAAUAUGUAUUUUAAUGAUAAAGGGGUGAGCUUGAAUCCCCAGUAAUUAAUAGAUCAUUUAGAACAGAGAACUGAUUUUGAAAGAUCACCUAAAAAUGUAGAAAAUUUGUUCUUUAGUGAGUUCUGAUCAGCUGUAUGUUUUGUAGUUAAAAACAGGUUUUCUUUCAGUUCACCCUGUUCAUAAACCAAAUAGUGCAAACCACUCACAAAGGAGUUCUCCCUUUCUUUCUCAAUUGCUAUUUAAGUGAACCUUUCUGUGCUAACACCCACUCCCUGCCCCUGGUUAAAACAAACUUUAUUGUAGGACUGUGGUGGUAUUUAGAGAUGUAUAAUUUCAAGAGUAUUGUCAUUAAAUAUUUUUUCAUGUUUAUGAACUUCA